Molecule: messenger RNA, 1058 nt
Organism: Cannabis sativa
Lineage: Eukaryota; Viridiplantae; Streptophyta; Magnoliopsida; Rosales; Cannabaceae
Product: glycine-rich protein A3-like
Exons: 2
Coding region: 310-813 (167 amino acids)
Source: RefSeq, a predicted model, not a curated record
AGAAAUUAAUUGGGAAAAAAUAUGAGUAUCAUAAUAAAAUAUUCAAAAACAUUCAAAUAGUAAUAAAUAGAAGAGAAGAGAAAUUACAAAAAAAAAAUACUUUAAAAACAAAUUAUAUAAAAUAACAUAAAACUCUCUGUGUAGAAUGAAAGCCUAAUCUAAUCACAUCCACGUCCCGACCAAAUCCAAUAACCGUUUCAAUUGUUAAUCAUCAUUUCGACUUUGGUUUCAACCUUUUCAUUAUCAUUUUGUAAGUUUUGGUCUGUGGUUGAAUAGUUUGAUUAAUCUAUCAUCAAUAAACAUAAUUUAAUGGGAAAAAAUAGCUAUAACAAUUCCAAUGAAAGAGACAGAGGUCUCUUCUCUCAUCUUGGUGGUGCAUACUAUUCCCAACAAUUGCACUCUGGAUCUUACCCACUGGCACCAACACCUGCAUAUCCAUCGCCACCGUCUCAUCAAGCCUACCCUCCUCCUCCUGGCUACCCAUCUCUCGGAUACACUCCUCUACCGCCUCAUGCUGCAUACCCACCACCCUAUCCUCCUCCUAGUGGAUACCCUCCUUCUACUUAUCCUCCUCCUGCUCCUGCUCCAUACCCACAUCCUACAGCAGGGCACCACCAUGGUGGACAUGGUAUGGGAAUGGGGCCCAUGGUAGCUGGCGGUCUAACAGCUGCAGCCGCUGCUUACGGGGCUCACCACCUUUCACAUGGGCACAUGGGUUACCAUGGUGGCUACCAUCACGGCAAGUUCAAGCAUGGUAAAUUCGGGAAGCACUGGAAGCAUGGUGGGUUUGGAAAAUUCAAGAGAUGGAAGUGAUUCGUAGAAUACCAUGGCCAAAUUCACUAUUGGUUCUUUCAUGAAGAAAAGAACAAGUGCAAGGACAAAUGCAUGAGAAUAAAUAUAUUACUUUGUUUGUUGUUUGUUUGCGUUCUCUAUUAUUACUACAAUAUAUAUAGGAUAAUGCUUGGAUAAAAUUACGAAAAACGUACAAAUAUUUUGUUUCAUUACGUGUCAUUCUAUUGUUUUACACCAAUAAUUAAUUAAUUCAUUUUAUAUUUUUU